AUGGACUAUAAAGAAUUUCUGAAGAAUUUUGGAAUAAGUACAGAUACAGUCAAGCUAAAAAAAAAAAAAAGUUCCAGAGUCAAUCCACCUAGAGGAGAUGAAGCUUUAUCCAGUGACACUGUGCUUCAGAAGCUGUGCAGAUAUACCCAGGAUGCUUAUCCGUCUUUAAAGCAGGCAUUCCUUAUGCUUGAUGAAGUUAUUUGUACAAAUGUGUAUGGAGCAAGAGAGAGCACAGAAAAAAAAGAGGGAAAGAUCACAAGAAAUGACCUUCAUCACAUUUUCCGUUACUUUGUUUUUCAAGUGAAAGAUAAAGACUUCCAGGAGCUAAUGCAGAUAAUUGAUCCACAACAGAGUGGAUACCUUGACUAUCACGAAUUUUUAGACUUGUCUGAAGAAAAAGAAUCCAUGGUGGAGGAGAUCCUUUCUGAUAAAAUCACAGAAUAUUGGAAAGAUUUUCAUAAGGCUUUGCAGUCCUGUGAUCCUAAGUGUACUGGCACUAUUAAGAGAAGUCAUCUAAGAAAAGUCUUACAGCUGUGUUGUCCCUCUUUGUCAGAACAACAAUUUAUGAAAAGGAAGCAGAUUGAAGAUCAAGCUAACAUAUAUGCCAAGAAUAGAACUGUUGAUGAAGUAAUUAAAAGGCUGACGGACAGAGUAAUACAACAGGCAGCAACUAUUAAAGAAAGCUUUUUUACCUACAACAAGAAAUCACAUGGGCACGCGCUGCUGGCUCAUGCUCAACUUGCCGUCAACCAAAACCCCCUGAUCUCUCUAGAAGAAUAUCUAGAAAUAGGUGUCUACUACCACUCUUAUUUUAUUUCUCUUGUAACAAAUGUUGAAGAUCAUGGCAUGCCAGUGGAUGACGGUCAAUUCAAUCUACUAACAAAAAAGCUAGGGGUAGCAGAUGGAGGGUUGAGUUAUCUGGAUUUUGUCGCGACAUUGGAAGGUUUUCUAAGGGUGUGCAAGACGAUGGGUAAAGAUGAGUCACCUCUCAGUAUGGUACUGAUGGAAAGUGGAGGCUACUUUGACACCUAUUCUGCCUUCCGUGAAACAGACAGUAACCAUGAUGGUAUCAUCAACAUGCCUGACUUUCAGCAAUUCUUGGACAGCUUUCUAUGUGGUCUUAGAGAUGAGAAGUUCUUGCACCUACUUGGUUUCUUGGGAAUGAACCUGACCACCACGUUAAAUUACCAAGAAUUCUGUCAGCUGUUCCAGACCCAGGAAACUGAGGAUGUACACCCUCGGCUGGUGCCAUCUCGCAAGCUGAAGAGAAGUGGUCACCAGAAGAAGGAAUCUUCUUAUGUGGAGGAAGGUGCACAAUUUCGAAGAACAAAACAAUCAACAAAAAGCAAACAGAUAAUAACGGAUGCAGAGCUAGCUUGUGAUCAGGCUCAUUACUACCUUGUUAUCAAAGCAAGAACCAGAUGGCAUGACCUAGCAAGGAAUUUUCAGGAAUUUGACAGUGAGGGAAAUGUCAUUAUACAGCCAGGGGACUUGAAAAAAGUCUUGUUCAGAUUUGGCAUUCCAGUCACCCCAGAAGACUUUAAGAAGCUUUGGCCAAGGUAUGAUACAGAUGCAAAAGGAUAUCUUACUCAUCAAAAAUUUUUACAGAAACUGGGGAUAGAGUUUGCACCUACUGACACAGGGCUCAGCAGACACAGCACAGUGGACAUCUAUACAUGUUUAAAAGCAAACUAUAAUAAUCAGCAAAAGAAGCAUUCAAAGCUGGAAGAGCAGCAGCAACAGCACACUAAAGCUCUGCAUGUGAUACACUCAAAAACAAAGAAGAGAAGUCUUGUCUUGCAGAUAAAGAGGCAUCUUGGGAAAUCAUUAAACAACAACAACAAAAAGAGACACCGCAGAGAUGCCUAUAUCUCGUUCUGUGCUUUUUCCCUUAGCUUAGGAAUCAGCAUUCAUGACAGCAAGCUCUCUUAUUUUGAUUUUCUGAGAGCAACUGAUGAUGGCAGAGCAUUUAAAUACCAACAGAGACAAAAGCAGGCUGCACCACCUGCAAGCUUUUCAGCGCUCAGCUUAGAACAGACCUUAAUUAAGAUAAAAGAAAUAGUUGCAACAUCUUAUGAUUUGUUGUACAAGUUAAAAAUAACACAGGCUUGCAACAAAGACAUCACUAAUGAUGUCACUGGUAUAACUGAAAAAGAACAAAAUACUGUGGGAGAUGCUGUUUCUUUACAGAAAUCUCUUUCCAUGCUCUUUGGAGACUCCAGUGAUGCAUUUUCUCUAUCUGAUAAAGAAGGCACUGGAGUAAUUAAAGCACUAGAACUUCGGCAAGUACUUGACCACUUCUGCUUUAAAUUACAAGACAAGCAGUUCAGGCACCUUCUCAAGAACCUUAACCUUUGCAAGGAAUUGACAGUAUACUGGAAAGCUUUCCUGAGAAACAUAAACCUCCUCUCAGAGUGUCUCACCCAGAUUAGUUCACUUGAGGCAGGCUUCAGGAGCAGAUCCCACAGCUCAUACUCACAGCAUCCUUUUGUCAGGCAGAAAUUCUUACUGAGCUUGAAAACAACAGGAGCAUAUCAAAAGGCAAAGUCUGUCAGGGCUGGAGUGACUGACAAGAGCAGAAGGAGGGACCAAACUUUUUGGAUGAAGGAGAACCCAAAAACAGCUCCAAAAACUGAGGAAGGGCAAAAAGUCAUUCUGCCUAAAUCUUCUUGGGAGCUGUCAAAGAGAGGCAAACUCUCACAGAUACCAGAAGUAGCAACUGCUUGCUUAAACAGGAUAGCACAAGAGUUUAAAGAUAUUGACUCUUCAAAAGAUAACACGAUAUCAAAAGAGGAGUUCUGGGAUAUUUGUAACCGACAUUUUCAGCAGCUGACUGAAGAACAAUUCGAAAAUCUUUGGAACACAGUGGAUGUUGAUGCUGGUGGAUGGCUGAAAUAUCAGGACUUUUUGAGAAAGUUCAGCUCAGAACUCUUAACGAUGCCGUCAAGCACUCCCAGCAUUACUAGUCUUGCAACUUCUACCAAGCUAGCUACCCGUGCCAUGCAGGAACCACAAGUGUCUUCUCAGCCUGAGUGUCCCAAUACAUUAUCUUCCCUAGUAGGGAAAAAGAGUACACCAGCAUCCAGCCAUCCUCAGACAGCAACGGCAUGUUCUACACCUGUCCUUAACUGUGAAACAAUAGAAAAUAAGAUAAGAAAGGAUAUCCAACGUUCCUGGAGAAGCAUAAUGAACUGCAAAGAGAAGGAUGUCGGCAAGCUAGGAGAAAUCCCAGUGUCAGACUUCCUAGAUAUAGCAGAGACAUUCCACUGGGGUUUAAGUAAAGAGGAAAUUAACCAAAUAACAACAAAAUAUGACUUCAAGAAGAAUGGAAAAUUUGCAUACCAUGACUUCCUUCAGAGUUGUAUCUUGUUGUUAAAACCACAGAAAAGCUCACUGCUACAAAGGGUGAUUAUACAGAAGCCACAAAAACCGAUGAGUCCUGGACCACAAACCAUGUCAUUCUGCAGUGGAAUUACGAGAAUUCAGCCCCAGAUAUUGCACUGCUGGAGACCAAUGAAGCGAACUUUUAAAUCUUAUGAUGAAAGUCGUACUGGACUGUUAAAUAUUGCAGAUUUCAGACAACUAAGUUGCAUUUAGUAGGUUCUUCAUGAGUACAAAAUCAACCUAAGUGAAGAGGAGUUAUUUAGUAUUUUGGAAUAUUAUGAUAAAGCUCUCUCUUCAAAAAUAUCUUAUGAAGAUUUUCUCCAGGCAUUCUUACAGUAAGAUUUGG
Cygnus olor (mute swan) is the source of this 3730-nucleotide messenger RNA. It is a transcript of the gene EFCAB6, whose product is annotated as EF-hand calcium binding domain 6. Gene Ontology annotation, cellular component: nucleoplasm. Gene Ontology annotation, molecular function: calcium ion binding. NCBI's taxonomy places the organism in Eukaryota, Metazoa, Chordata, Aves, Anseriformes, Anatidae. The record is from RefSeq and is a predicted model, not a curated record.